GUCGUCACCCCUAUUUAGUGAAAGGUUGGUAUCUUCCGAUGAGUGGCGUUACUCGCGGAAAUCACCCGGUGUUUGUAGCACUUCCGUCUUCAGCUACAACGGGUACAGAGAAAUGACGGCGACUCUGCGUCCGUACCUGAAUGCGGUGCGUGCUACACUGCAGGCAGCUCUCUGUCUGGAAAACUUCUCCUCACAGGUGGUUGAAAGACACAACAAACCUGAGGUUGAAGUCCGGAGCAGUAAAGAGCUUUUGCUUCAGCCUGUUGUGAUCAGUAGGAAUGAUAAAGAGAAGGUUCUAAUAGAAGGUUCCAUCAACUCUGUGCGCGUCAGCAUUGCUGUCAAACAGGCUGAUGAGAUUGAAAAGAUCCUGUGUCACAAGUUCAUGGGCUUCAUGAUGAUGAGAGCUGAGAACUUCUUCAUCCUGCGGAGAAAAGCCGUGGAGGGAUAUGACAUCAGUUUCCUCAUUACCAACUUCCACACAGAACAAAUGUACAAGCAUAAGUUAGUGGAUUUUGUCAUCCAUUUCAUGGAGGAGAUCGAUAAGGAAAUCAGUGAGAUGAAACUGUCAGUCAACGCCAGGGCUCGCAUAGUUGCAGAGGAGUUCCUCAAAAAUUUUUAGGAAAUGAUCAGUACACCCUCUGCUGGCUGCAAUACCUAUGUCACCUUGGUCACAGGAAAAACCGAUGGAGAGUUUCAGGGCCAGUGAAGAAGUAGUUAAGGUGCGAUUUGAUUCCUGGACCACCACCAAAGGUGGAACAGCUGGAUCCUGAGGGUACUGUCUGUCAGGAAUGAAUUCAGAAUAUUGCAGUAUUGUAACUCAAGAGCAGAGUGAUGGAUUUCACAGACAGGCACGGUACUCCUUUUGUUCUGUUUUACCCCUUUGUUGACUUUUUUUUUUUUUUUUGUCCCUCUUUUUUAACUUCUGCUAAUGGCCUAAUUUUGUUUUAAAAGUAUUUUGUUCUUCACACUCUGCAAUUCCAUUUAUGUAUUCUGUCUCUUUUCAUCUUAUCCCAGAUCCCUUUGUUAUUAUUUAGUAGUAGUAGUAGUAAUGCGCUCACAAUGUUGCAAUAUUCUGAAAAUGCCUCAGCUUUUCCUUGUGCUCAUAAAUACUAAUGAGUAUGUACUGUACAUAUUUAAAAAGGAUAGACUCAUUUUACCUCUGCCUUUCUAAUAAACCUUAAAAUCAGGGCGGGUCUAUAUAGAUGAAACCUCAUUGAUGGUCAUGAGCACAAAGGAAAAAUGUUGUUCCAAUAAUUUAAACAGUUUGUUUUGUCAGUGUUUUUUAUAAUAUGUAAACUGUGUUUGAAUGACCAUUUUUCAUGUUGAGUUUUGAUAAAAAACAAACAAAAAAAAAACAACUCAUGCUGGUGCACAUGGAUCUUACAAACCAUAUCAUAAUAAUGACUGCUAAAUAAAUCCCUUUAUUGCUUGUA
Messenger RNA from Ctenopharyngodon idella (grass carp), 1433 nucleotides. RefSeq names its product actin related protein 2/3 complex, subunit 4 (gene arpc4). Gene Ontology annotation, biological process: actin filament polymerization; Arp2/3 complex-mediated actin nucleation. Bases 113 to 619 code for a protein of 168 amino acids. The transcript is spliced from 6 exons. Gene Ontology annotation, molecular function: actin filament binding. NCBI's taxonomy places the organism in Eukaryota, Metazoa, Chordata, Actinopteri, Cypriniformes, Xenocyprididae. Gene Ontology annotation, cellular component: Arp2/3 protein complex; actin cytoskeleton. The record is from RefSeq and is a predicted model, not a curated record.